UGUCGUUCAACGAAGCAAGAGCACAUUGGAAACUUGGUUUAUAGAAUUCUCCUGAUAUGGCUUUGCUUGUUUGAAGCAGAAAAAGCUUUUGGAACAUAUCUCUAACCAAAGCCAUUUUCCCGGGCAAGCCUUUACCACAUUUAAUAUCAACUAAAUGACGACAGUGGAAGAGAGACUAAAAGACUGAACACUACUGGGAAAUUCAAAUACUGGGUUGACCUGAAAAUCCUACUUGAGGAAGACAUGUUGGACGUGAAUGUCGAGCUGAUGCUGCACGUCAAAUCAUUGUCCAAAUACCGUCCAAGUUUUGCCAAAAAAUACCGGAAAAAAAUACAACAAAUGAAAAGAAAAUGGCGGAGGUUUUGCAAGAAAAGGAUGGAAGCAGUUUCAUUCCACUAAGAAAGAAAGCAAAGUUUGGCGGCAUUGAGAGCAACUAUGUUCACUCUGUGUAUGAAAAAAGUUUUAAGGGUGACGAGAUGUCUGAAUUAGAUGCAGAAAGAUUUCGUUGGUACAACGGAAUUGAAGUAAAAGGUGUUGAUUGUCCACCUCCAAUUAGGAGUUUCUCAGACCUUCAUCUUGAUACUUCUGUCACAAAUUACCUCAGGGAGGCCAAUUUUUUAAAUCCAACACCAAUUCAAAUGCAGUCUUUGAGUUGCACAUUGAAUGGGAGAGAUGUCAUUGGCCUUGCUGAAACUGGCUCAGGGAAAACAUUAGCAUAUACUUUACCAUUAGUAAUCUGGUUGAAAGAAGAACCACCUAAGAUGCAUGGCGAGUCCCCUGUAGCACUAAUUGUUGUUCCAACUCGAGAGUUAAUGCAGCAAAUAUUUAUAAAUGUGAAAAACCUUUUAAAUAGUAUUUGUGUGCAGCCAUGCAUGACAUCACCAGAGGUUUCAGGGAUAAGUACAACAAUGCGAUACAAAGCAUCAGCUAUUUGUGGAGGUGUGUCAGCCAAGUCCCAAAUCGAAGAGAUAAAGGCAGGGGUAGAUGUUGUAGUUGCAACACCAGGUCGAUUGCUUGAUUUAUGUGAACGUGGUGUACUUUCAUUAUUGAGUAUAAAGUAUUUUGUGUUGGACGAAGUUGACAGGAUGCUUGGAAUGGGUCUGGAAGAGCAAUUAAGAAAAGUUGUUGCAUUUGUAACGGCUAAGAACAAACCUUGCCAAACGCUAUUAUUUUCUGCGACACUACCUGAAUCACUAGAACGUCUUGCAAGGUCUGCUGUAGUGAAUCCUGUCGAAAUCCAAGUAGGUGCAACAGAAGUGACGGCUCCAAAUAUCAAACAUCGGGUUAUGUUCUUACAUACCUAUGAAAAACCUAACAGAAUAUUAGAAAUUCUUCGUCAGACUGAAUUCCCACCUGUUAUAGUGUUCACGUCCUCUAUACAAACCGUCGACUUCGUUGUUCGUCAUUUGAGAAAAGAACAAUUUCAUGUGGCAGGCCUGCACUCGGAGAAGAGUCAGAACUAUAGAUUCAGAUUGAUGAGCGGGUUUAAAGAUGGCAAAGUGGAUGUACUUGUUGCAACCGACCUGGCGUCGCGUGGCCUUGAUAUUCCCGAGGUGACGCACGUGGUUAAUUAUGAUAUGCCAGAUACUAUCGAGGAUUACAUUCAUCGAUGUGGUCGCACAGGAAGGAUGUCGAAAUGCGGACUGGCAACUUCUUUCUUAACUUUAGAUUGUAAGAUAGCAGCUGAACUGAGAGAUUUGUUAGAAUCCUUGGAACAACCGCUACCGAAGGAGUUGGAAAACGUGAAGGACUUUGGAAAGAAUGUUGUGCGAACAGAAUUUGGUGAUAGAAGCAUCUCAUAAUGUACCCUUUAAGAUCAAACAAGCAGCAAGUAGUGACAGUUUUAACUUGUGAAACGUGAAAAAGAGGAACACGUGGAUUAAUCACAUGAUUGUCGAUUCAUGUAGAUAUAUUACGUCGUAAUAUUUAUGUUGAACUACUUGAAAUUAAUCAAAGUAUUUAAUUCUGUGUCAAAAACGUUUCGCUUUGAUUUUAUUUCACGUAAUUAGUCAGAUCCAAGCGUGGUGAUUACUGAUUACCGCCGUUUCUCUGUAAAAUGCGGAGAAUCUCUACCGUAAAAGCAAUUUCACGCAUAUUCGGAAAAUAAACGAAAAAAAUGAGUUUGCUUUUAAGUAAGAAUAUAAAGACUAUUUUAAGUACGUGGUCUAGUUACUGUUUGAUAUUCUCGACUUUCGACUCUUCUCUGUUUUCAGGGUGCUUGGCAACUUUUGUAGCUUCACAUACACUAUCUAAUAACAAUCUAAUAAAACUUCACACAGUCUAAUAAAAACUACCACUGUUGCAGGUUACAAAAUUUCGACUGUCUUACACAAAAAAAUAGCAUCUACAUCGAUAAACAAGAGAACUACACUUAUAGAAAUUUUAUGCGACGUUCGGCUGAAAAUAUUGAACUAUAAAGUACACACAACAGCUACUAUUAGUAACCAAAUCUUACGCCCGUAUUCUAAAAGCUUACUCACACUCAACUCAUUGAGUGGGAUAUCUUAAUCUUCUCAUGGCGUUUACAUAGCGGUAUUUCCAGUCGAAUAGAGGCAUGAUCUUCAGUUUUUUACCUUAAAUCUUUCCACCUAUUCAGAAAUAACUUUCUCAUUGAGCAGCAAUAGCAAAAUUUCUAAGUCACACUCAAUGAGUGCGAGUGUGAGUGAGCUUUUUGAAUACAGCCGUUAUUCUUAAAUGAUUAUACUUAGUAUACCU
Molecule: messenger RNA, 2715 nt
Organism: Dendronephthya gigantea
Lineage: Eukaryota; Metazoa; Cnidaria; Anthozoa; Malacalcyonacea; Nephtheidae
Product: ATP-dependent RNA helicase DBP2-like
Exons: 5
Coding region: 351-1802 (483 amino acids)
Biological process (GO): mRNA splicing, via spliceosome
Cellular component (GO): spliceosomal complex
Molecular function (GO): RNA binding; ATP binding; RNA helicase activity
Source: RefSeq, a predicted model, not a curated record